CACUCAGACGUCAGUGAUCGCCCCACACACGUGACGGGGGCCCGUGUGAUCACUGAUGACGUGUCCGGAGCUGACAGGCUGCGCCGCAUCUGUACCCAGCCGGAGAAGCUUGAACCCGGGACCGCAGCCAUGGACAACUCCGGGAAAGAGAAGGAGGCUCUGGCUCUCAUCGCCGAGGCCGAAAAGAAAACGAAAUCCUCGCAGUCCUUCUUCGCAAGCAUGUUCGGGGGGUCCUCCAAGCUGGAAGAAGCCUGCGAGAUGUACAUCAGAGCAGCCAACAUGUUCAAAAUGGCAAAGAACUGGAGCGCGGCUGGGAAUGCGUUUGCGCAGGCGGGCCAGCUGCACCUGCAGCAGCAGAGCAAACACGACGCAGCCACGAGCUUCAUCGACGCGGGGAACGCGUUCAAGAAAGCAGAUCCACAGGGUAGGGAUCA
Messenger RNA from Acipenser ruthenus (sterlet), 434 nucleotides. Its product is annotated as alpha-soluble NSF attachment protein. Gene Ontology annotation, molecular function: soluble NSF attachment protein activity; syntaxin binding. NCBI's taxonomy places the organism in Eukaryota, Metazoa, Chordata, Actinopteri, Acipenseriformes, Acipenseridae. Gene Ontology annotation, biological process: intracellular protein transport; regulation of synaptic vesicle priming; synaptic transmission, glutamatergic. Gene Ontology annotation, cellular component: terminal bouton; synaptobrevin 2-SNAP-25-syntaxin-1a complex; vacuolar membrane. The record is from RefSeq and is a predicted model, not a curated record.